Messenger RNA from Lymnaea stagnalis (great pond snail), 5864 nucleotides. NCBI's taxonomy places the organism in Eukaryota, Metazoa, Mollusca, Gastropoda, Lymnaeidae. The record is from the annotation of a GenBank genome assembly.
GGCUUAAUUGUGUAGAGUGUAGACUGUAACCAAGUUGUACAUGAUGAAAUGAGGAAGACAAGGUAAGGGAAAACUUGAAAAUAAGGACGGCAAAAAAUAACUAUUCUGUUGAAUUGCCUGAUUUUGGUGUCUUUACAGUUUACAGUUUUACACUUACAGACUUACAGGUACACUUUAUUAAAAGUUUACUAAAGUUUUACUCUUUUAGUUUUUAGUCUUUACUUUACUUUACUGUUAAAAAAGUGUUUUACUUAUCAAAAGUGAGAUUUAAGUGUUUAUUAAAAGUUAAAAGAAUAUUUAAAAUAUUAUUGUAAGGUUUGCAAGACAAAAUUUGGUAUCAAAUGAAGAGAUAAUUGAAUGGACCAUAUAUGAUAUUGAUAUAGUCCAUUCAUUAUAAUGUUUAAUUAUUUAAUUUAGUUUUCGAAGUGGCUAUUCGUACCCGGUCACCAGAAGUGAGAGGCUGGGAUUUUAGUUUAUUUUAGUUAAACUGAAGAAGUCAGUUUACAAACAUUCAUAUAGUCCAUUCAAUUAUCUUUCAUUUGAUACCUCAUUUUGUCUUACAAACCCAAAAAUAAUAUUUUAAAUAGUUUUUUAAUCCCAAACUCUCACUUCUGGGACCUGGGUACGAAUAGUCAUGAAUAGUCGCAGCCCUUAGACUCACUUUAGUUUUAGUCUAAGUCUAAACCUAAGGCCCAGGGUACGCAUAGCGAGUUAUUUUUGUUAUUAGUAUAAUAUAAUGACUUAGUAGAAGAUGACUUUGAUAGCAAUUUACAUGUAAUUAGAAAUAUUAUUAAGUCAUUAAGUUAAUUAUGCUUGCUGUAGCAAUGAAGAUUCCUUUUUUAAAUUAAAGAAAGGAAAUACAUUUCAUUGAUCUUGAAAAAGAUAUUAAUAUUAACUUUACCGGUAAUUUAUAGCUUUAUUUCUCACUGUAUCACGGGAAAAGUAAUGUGCAUAGUUUUAUUUUUUGUACCAUAGGCACUGUGGGGAUAUAAAGUGUUAAUUGCAAGUUUAACCAAAAAACUGUACCAACCCUGAAAAUGUCACUGAAGGAACUGCCACUUUUUCUGAUAAAAGGCUGCAGAUUUAAUUCAUAGUGAAAAAAUUAAAUUGUGUUGUUUUGUUAUGCUAAUUAAAUGAACCACAUCCUAUAUCUAAAAAAGAGAAAUAAUGCUAUUUUAAAUUUUUUUCUCAAAGUGAGAAUUCUCUUCCUACUAUAUGAUGUUCUAAGUUGCUCUUUUUGAAAUAUCAUUUGAUAUUAAAAAAGCACAACAGCAAAGAUAAACAUAAGAUAUAUACUGAUAUACACAAUCUAAAAGUAGAUUUUUGCAUGCUUAGAAAAUGGUGGGUGAUUCAUAAAGUAAAUCACUCAAAAUAAACUAAGUGCACAAUUUUGAGCUUUGUCCAGUCCUUAUAAAAACAUGGCCCUGUUCUUUUCUUUAACUUUUGAUUUUAUUCCUGACGCUCUGAUUAUGAUUUUAACAUGUCUGUGUUCAUUCUUAUGGCACAUAUCUGUAUCCAUGGGCGCCCGCAGAAAACUUUCUAGGGAGGGGGGGGGGGGCAAAAAAAUCGAUUAUCUUUCCAGGGGGGGGGGCAACAAAUUUUUAGUAAGUUUUUAAUAUAGUUUUAUUUUACUCUGAUUAUGAUUUUAACAUGUCUGUGUUCAUUCUUAUGGCACAUAUCUGUAUCCAUGGGCGCCCGCAGAAAACUUUCUAGGGAAGGGGGGGGGGGCAAAAAAAUCGAUUAUCUUUCCAGAGGGGGGGGCAACAAAUUUUUAGUAAUGUUUUAAUAUAGUUUUAAUUUACUGUAGCGUGUUUGUAUGGUGAACGAACGGACAGGACAUCAGCUUAGUUACUUUCUCUUUAUUUUCUCUUUACUUUAAUACAUUUUUGGUCUAUUUUUGUCUAAAUUUUUUUAAUCCAAUCAAUCCAAGGGCAAGUGCCCCCCCUUGCCCCUACCUGCGGGCGCCCAUGUCUGUAUCUAGAAAAUAUAUUUGGAUAUUUCAUGUUAAUAGUUAACAUCAUUUCAUUUACCAGUAUGUUUUUCUUUACACAUUCAGAAGAAAAAGAUAACAUAAGAUCUGCCAUGGACCCUAAGCACUUGACCAGAUUGAAAGAAGAACAGCAAAUCGCUAUCGAUGAGACUGAUGCAAAGCUUGAACAACUGUAAGGAGACUUGUGGUUAGCUUUACUUUAAAUAUAAAUUUUUUUUUGCUACCACUAAAUGGUAAUCACAAAGAAAGAAUUAAGAUCAACUGCCCAGAAUUAUCUGGUAAAGAGUAUGUAUACUUUCAAAAAGUUAGCAAUUGCUUCAAUGCCACGAUUAUCACAACUAUGUGUUGUUGAUAUGGAUUACACUAUACUUUUUCUGUACAUAUGAUUUUUAAUAACAGCCUACAGUUCAAGAAAGACUAUGUGGCUCUUCAUGAUAGAUUGAAGACACUUCCUGAUAAACUAUCACAUGAUAUAAUGGUAAUUGUUUCACAUUAUAUUUGACUGUCUAGGUUUUUAAAUAUAUAAAUGUUUAUUAAUUUUAAUUGUACUCUUAUUUUUUUUUAAUUGAGUACAACAUCAGUAGUAUUUUAUAUGUUUGAAAUUUAAUAACUACUUUAUUAUUGUAACAAUGAUCCUGGUGCAUUGAGUCUAACAAGCUUACUAAGACAAAAUUAAUUCUUGUAUGUAAAGGUGUUUUUAAAUCUUUGUAGCUAUACUCAUUUUGAAUCACAACCAAUAACAAUAUUGACAUUAUUGUUGUUAAGGUUCCAUUUGGGAAACUAGCAUUUAUGCCUGGAAAAAUUGUCCACACAAAUGAAAUUCUCGUUCUACUUGGAGAUAACUGGUUUGUUGAGAGGUCAGCCAAGCAAGCUGCAGAGAUAGCCGAUAGAAGAAUAAAAGGUAGCCUGUACCAAUGUUUUCUUUAACGGGAUUUUCACCGUGAAGAUGUUUUAAAAAUAAAUAUUUAAUUUAUCUGGGAUUAAAUAUGAAUUUUCUGCAAAUAUGAAAUUACAUCAAUCAAAGCUUAAGCGCAUUACAGUUAUAUAUGUUUUUCAUUUACAUGUGUAUUUCCAGAAUUGGAAAAUAAACUCGGCGAUUUGGAGAGCCAAAGAAAGCUGUUGGAACCUCGGCUUAAUUUCACUUCUGAUCUUCAAGCAGAAUUGUUGGUACGGUGAUGUGAUUAAAUCUUGUUUAUUAAUCAUACUGUUUGUUGUUGUUGUGGUGGUUGGUUCAGCUGAUUAUCUCAUUACUAUAAGAUGUUCAAAGGGAUGAAUGUUUUGUCCAUUACGUCAGCUCCGUUGAUAAAACAUUGCAUGAAGGUUUGCAUGAAGUUCAAGACAUAUUUCUGAUCAGCAUUUAAAGAUAUGUUCAUUUUAAAUAAGAUAGUGCUGCUGAUCUCUUGGCAGAGAUAUAAUUGAGAUUUCUCUUGUAUCUGUAUUCUGUAGCACCACCUUUAUUCCUCCCCAGGGUGCAGCUGGAGUCAAUGAGAUUGUUGAAAAAUAUGACGAAGAAAAGGAAAAAUUAUGGGAUGGUAAUAAAUUCAUUAAUGAAAAUAAAUAAAAAAAAUAAGCUUUUAAUUCUCUGUUUUUUUUAUUAUAAAGUAAUUGUUAAGUGUAUUUCUGUCAGUGGUGUGAACAAAUGAAAGAAUUCUUUUUUUUUUUUUUCAAACAGCAAGCCUUAUUUUAAGUCUUUAACUACACAAGUGCUAAUUUCCUGUUUAACAGAUAACCGAAUUGUGGCUUAGAAUGAUCAAAUAUAAAAGGACAUUACUUCUGAAAAGCUAUAGAUUGGUGGCAGAGACGUGAAAAUUUUCUUUUAAUUUUAAAUAUUAAAAAUUGUGAUCAACUGUUUGCUACUGAAAGAUUUCUUUUUAUUUAUUGUUCUUAUUGUUAUGGCCAUAAAUUAAAUUUCUGUCAUUUGUUAUCAUGUUUUAUUAUCACAGAAAAACAUCGUGAAAAUGUGAAGCGUCAUAAAGAAGAACUCAGACGCAACAAAGAGUCUCAAAAUAGUUCAGAUAAAAGGGAAGUGAGUGAUGCACAAAACUCUGAAGGUAAUUUGUGGUCUCGCCUUGAUGAAUUGGAAAGACUGGAAAAUGAGAGAGGAGAACUGAAUAGGUGAGUAAACAUGGCCCUGUCAACAGUAACAUCCGAGCAUAAGUCAAAUUAGCUCUACCUGUCAUCAAGGUGGGAUCUGUUGGAUGGGUUGCUCAUUCAACAUAUUUAUUCAGCCUCCAAUAAAUUAAUACACAUGUAUUAUGAAAUGCACAUAUAUUACGUAUGAAUUAAAAUCUGGAUAUUAAGGAAUUAAAUAUUUCUGUCCUCAGCCGAUUGAGUGAAGAUGAGAUGGAGGGUGAUGAAUCAACUUCAUGCAAACCCCCCGAACAAAGAGUUAGCUGGGCAGAUAUCAGGUCAGAGGAGAGUUACAAACCUGUUGAACACAUUGAUUCUGAGCAGAGCAGUGAAGAAGGCGAUGAUGAGGAGGAUGAUGAAGAGGUUGAUGAGAGACCAUUGAUUAAAAAAAUCACCUUCUCGCACACACCCACACCAGCAAUUUUAGUAAGUAGUUUGGUUUACCUCCAGAUGUAAAUUUUACCAACAACUUAACCUUUUUUGUUGUUGUUUUGCUCUAAAUUUAAAAUCUCUUAGUUUGCAGAAUAAUGUUGUGACUAAAAAUAAAGAGUCAUCCAAACAGUGACAUAAGCUCUUUCAUAUUGACACUGUGAUUACAUAAUCUUUCAAACUGAGUCCUAAAAACUGAAGCAUUUUAACAGUAAAACUAAACAAAGUCUUACAAAUUGCCCUACAGCCUCAUCAAGUAUUUACAGAGGGCGCCACCGGCAUUCAAAGUCCAGCAGACAUCUACAAACUGUUUUCACCAAAACCUAUCCUAAAAAAAACUUCAGUGGAUGCAAACCUGCACGCAGGUGAAACAGACUCAUCGUCAGAAUGUGGUGCGUCUGUGGACAAACAUGGAAUGUCUCCCUCUGUAAAAUUUGAUAUGCAGUUAUUACAUGGCAAUCUUAACGAAAAACCUCUUCCGGAGGGCAAAAAAUCAAGUACCGCUGGUUCAUACCAAGAAAGUUUUACAUCCGCUGGUGCUAAAAAGGUAUGUAAGUUACUGGUGAAAAUAUGCAAUGUUAGGCUUGUCUGGUUUUAAUGAAAGAUUUGGAAUUUCACUUUCAACAUUUCUAAGUAAUGGAUCUUUUUGAGGAAUAAAAUUGCCAUCCAUUGAAGAAGUACAUAAAAUUAUUUUAUCAAGUCUCGUUCAAACGUAAAUAAAUACAAAAUAUAUUUAUAAAAAAAGACACAAAAAACAGUGAUUUACUGUAAAUUAUUUUUGAAAUGUUUGUACAUCAUGAUGUAUAAUGAAUGAUGUUUUCAUAUCAUUUAACUAUGAUAUAGAAAAUCCUGAGUUUGUUCCUUUGAUGUUACAUUUUAAUUGAUGGUUUUUUAAAAAUUGCUCUCUAUUUUGGUCUUCAAUUUUUUUCCACCAGGCUUUUACAGGAGUAGUUUUGGAAAAGUUAUUGGAGAAACCCGAUACAUUAACCCUCGACGCCAGCUCAGCUAAACACCAAACACAAGAGGAAGCCCCCAAACGAAUAUCUAAAUUUAAAGCAGGCAGAAUGAUGCAAAACUCAACAUAGUAAGCCUGCCGAAUCCCAUUCUUGAAAAUGUCAUUUUGUUUUUUGUCAGUAUAACUAUGCAUUUAUUGAUGUCCCAGUUACUGUACAUUGAAAAGUGAAUUGAUUGAUGUUGGUGAUGAAGAAAUUAAUUAAAUGAUUGUUUCAAACAUGGAUGAUGGAGAAGACUUAUUGAUUGAAUAAAUGGUUUUAGUUUUGUCUAACUUUUGCAGCGCUGUGUCUCAUGUCACAUU